Molecule: messenger RNA, 1881 nt
Organism: Spinacia oleracea (spinach)
Lineage: Eukaryota; Viridiplantae; Streptophyta; Magnoliopsida; Caryophyllales; Amaranthaceae
Product: beta-glucuronosyltransferase GlcAT14B
Exons: 4
Coding region: 380-1663 (427 amino acids)
Cellular component (GO): membrane
Molecular function (GO): glucuronosyltransferase activity
Source: RefSeq, a predicted model, not a curated record
CCCCCUAAAGAGUCCACCUUUUUUCUAGCCCUUUAUCUUUCUUCCUCCCAACUAAACAAUCAAUUGACUCAAAAAAUCAGCACAUCAUCAUUAACAACAGUAGCAAAAGAAAGAACAUCAUAAUUUCCCCCAUCAAUUUUCCCAAAAUUUCAAUAAUUUUUUAAAAAAAUUAUAUCUCACCUUUCAACCACCAAUCCUCUCGCAACAACACCACUCACCCACUUCCCCAAAUAAAUUCCUCAUACAUUUCACCUGAAUCAACAAAUUAAUACCCAUCCAACAACUAACUUUCCAAAAAAUAAAAGAGAAACCCACAAUUUUUCAAUUAAUUAAACCUCCAAAUUCCAAUGCAAUUAGCAGAAUUAGCAACAAAAUCAACAUGGAUUUGAGCAACAAAAUUACCCAAAUCCAAAAAAAGAAGAAAUGGUUUAUUCUAUUAUUACUCCCGUUCUUAAUUUUACUCUCUAUUUUCACUUCAUACAACUCUAAAACCCUCUACAAAACCCAUAAACCCAAUCACAAAAACCCAGAAGAAAACCCAGAUUUUGUAGAAUCAAAGUUGAAGAUUUCACCCACUUCACAAAACCCAGUUCCCAAAAUUGCUUAUUUGAUCUCUGGUUCAAGGGGUGAUGGUGAGAGCUUGAAAAGAACCCUAAAAGCUCUGUAUCAUCCAUUAAAUCAAUACGCAGUUCAUCUUGAUUUGGAGGCACCACCCGAUGAGAGAUUGGACUUGAUGGAUUUUGUGGAGAAGGAAAGUGUUUUCAGAGAGGUGGGUAAUGUUAGAGUUGUGUCUAAGAGCAAUUUGGUUACUUAUAGGGGUCCCACUAUGGUGAGCAAUACACUUCAUGCUAUGGCUAUUUUGUUCAAGGAAGGUGGUUCUUGGGAUUGGUUCAUCAAUUUGAGUGCUUCUGAUUAUCCUCUUGUCACCCAGGAUGAUUUGCUGCAUGCAUUAUCAACCAUACCAAGAGAACUUAAUUUUAUUGAGCAUACUAGUGACAUUGGGUGGAAAGAGUUUCAGAGAGCACGACCUGUUCUAAUCGACCCUGGGUUUUACAGCUCGCAAAAAUCUGAUGUCUUUUGGGUCCCUGAAAAAAGAGGCAUUCCUACAGCAUUUAAAUUAUACACAGGUUCUGCUUGGAUGAUGCUUUCUCGGCCUUUCGUUGAGUAUUGCCUAUGGGGUUGGGAUAACCUCCCAAGGACAGUUCUAAUGUAUUAUGCCAACUUUCUUUCCUCACCUGAAGGCUAUUUUCACACUGUUAUCUGCAAUGUUGAGGAGUUUAAGAACACGACAGUAAACCACGACCUCCAUUUCAUAUCAUGGGAUAACCCUCCUAAACAACAUCCUCAUUUUCUGACAGUUGAUGACUAUGAAAGAAUGGUGGAAAGCAACGCCCCCUUUGCCAGGAAAUUUGGCAGGAAAGAAGCUGUGAUGGAUAAGAUCGAUUCUGAGCUUUUGGGUUGUGAUGCCAAUGGAUUUGUGCCUGGAAAAUGGUUAGUCAGAGAAAACGCAAACAGUACAGUCGGUUCUUUAUCUUCUGCAGUGGUAAAUAGCACUGCUGAACUUAGACCAGGUCCCGGUGCAGAGAGGCUCAAACACCUUGUCACAAAGUUAUUAUCAGAAGAAAAUUUUCAUCCGAGGCAAUGCACUUCAAUACCAUUAUGAUUCUUAGUCUUCCACUUGACACGGAUUUUUCUUGAUUCAAAUGAAUCCAGAGCGCGGACAGAGAAUAAAGAAAUCGAUAUAUAUAAAUAUUUAUACUGGUUAGUUUCAUCUUUCACUCUUUCAAUUAGCUCUUUUGAGAUGUGAAAUCAGUUUCAACAGAUGGAUUACAUUGAUAUUGGUGUUUGUAUAUUCAUUCAAUGGUAUAGUCCUUCUCCGAA